Molecule: messenger RNA, 762 nt
Organism: Letharia columbiana
Lineage: Eukaryota; Fungi; Ascomycota; Lecanoromycetes; Lecanorales; Parmeliaceae
Exons: 6
Coding region: 1-762 (253 amino acids)
Biological process (GO): carbohydrate metabolic process; pentose-phosphate shunt; pentose-phosphate shunt, non-oxidative branch
Cellular component (GO): cytosol
Molecular function (GO): D-ribulose-phosphate 3-epimerase activity; metal ion binding
Source: RefSeq, a predicted model, not a curated record
AUGACUCCUCCGGCCAUAAUAGCGCCCUCCAUCCUGUCUGCGGACUUCGCUGCUUUAGGCGCUGCUUGUUCAGACACUAUCGACAAUGGCGCUGAUUGGCUACAUGUCGACAUCAUGGACGGUCACUUCGUGCCUAACAUCACGUUCGGAGCGCCUGUUGUGACCAAGAUACGUCCUCACGUCCAGCGCCCCAAAGGCGCGCGAGGCAAAGGCACCUUUGAUUGCCAUAUGAUGAUCGCCGAGCCUAAGAAAUGGGUAAAGGAAUUCCAAAAGGCGGGCUGCGACCUAUACUGCUUCCACUAUGAAGCCGCCAUCACAUCCACAGCCGCCGAGAACCCUGAAGACCAUACCGAGACCAAGACUAGCCCAAAGGAGAUGAUUCAAUACAUACAUAAGAGCGGUUUGCUAGCGGGCAUUGCAAUCAAACCGGAAACGUCGGUAGAUGUUUUGUGGGAGAUCCUCGAGAGUCCGAACAAGGAAGAAGUUCCUGAUAUGGUGCUUGUCAUGACCGUACAUCCUGGAUUCGGAGGACAGAAAUUCAUGGCGUCAGAACUACCCAAGGUUAAAGCGCUACGAGAAAAGUAUCCAGAUCUCAACAUCGAGGUUGACGGUGGACUGGGUGAGGGAACGAUAGACCAAGCUGCGGAUGCUGGUGCCAACGUGAUAGUUGCAGGGUCUGCGGUCUUUGGUGCCAAAGACCCAGCGGGAGUCAUCAAGGUCUUGCGGGAGUCGGUCGAGAAGAGAAGACAGUCGAGUUUGUGA